Botrytis cinerea B05.10 is the source of this 2604-nucleotide messenger RNA. RefSeq lists its product as hypothetical. The transcript is spliced from 3 exons. Gene Ontology annotation, cellular component: mitochondrial outer membrane; nucleus; cytosol. The record is from RefSeq and is a predicted model, not a curated record. Bases 182 to 2257 code for a protein of 691 amino acids. Lineage: Eukaryota; Fungi; Ascomycota; Leotiomycetes; Helotiales; Sclerotiniaceae.
GAGAUUCAUCUUUGACAUUGAAUGCCCAUGACCUUUAUAAGUUCUACUUUACGAACACAGAACCCAUGAUCCCCUGGCCAGAAUAACAGUCCCUUAAGGUCGCGAGACCUUCACACAUCAUACACGAAAACAAAACCACAUUUCAUGCACUCGCGCAAACACAUUUAACAGAACAGUCAAAAUGAGCAGGUGGUUUAGAUCUGCCGUCAAGGCAGCACCUACAAUGGUUGGAGAAGACGAAGAACAGCAUUUACGGGAUGUCGAGGCUGCGAUGUUAAAAUUGUUGAACGACGAUAUCGAUGAAGCAGACAAACUACUGAAGAAAAACGAUUCCUCAUACCAUCAUCUUGGGAGAGGAAUAUCCGGAUUUUUGUCUGCGAUGAUGGGUGUAGAGAAGGAUUUACUCAAGGAAGCUGCGGCAAUUUUACUAGAAGCCGAGAAUAAAAGUUGGGAAGACAUGAAGAAAGCUCAAAAGGAUACUACGGCUUUCCAAUCAAAAAUAUACCCACAGGGUACAGAGUAUCUGUUGUGUUAUUCUGUGGCUCAAUUGACGAGUGCGAUCACGGCCGUUCUCAGCGGAAGUAUCACAGAAGCAGUCAAGGGCUUUUACAAGUUGAGAAAGGCAUAUCUUACGCUGGAUGGAAUCCUGGAGAUCGAGAACAAACAUUUGGAGAAGAUGGCGAGUUCGAGUUCAAGUACGACUUCACUCACUUCUAGACCUCCAAGCCGAAAGAGUACUUUACCAGCAGUUACGGUUGAUGAUAUUGCACAUCAAACGGCAAAUAUCUCUGUGGGAGACCUCGAUGAAAAGAUGGACGAGCACAAUGCUUCACUUCCAGACGUCUCGAGACCGCCUUCACCACCCUCGGUUACUAACCCCUAUGAUAUUGAGCCGGAACUUGCAGAAAGAGUGUUCACCAACCGAACAGAUAUUUUCAUACAUUCUGGAGUUCGAUUGUGUUGCGGCCUUUUACUCCUUGUUUUCUCUAUGAUUGAAAAUCCAAUCUUCAACAAAAUAUUGUACAUCGUCGGAUUCAAAGGGGAUCGAGAACGUGGAACCAGACUCCUAUGGCAAGCGACAAGAUAUCAAAAUUUCAACAGUGCUAUUGCUGCUCUUGCUUUGCUUGGAUAUUACAAUGGAUUGGCUGGAUUCUGUGAUAUUCUACCUACAGACGCUGGAGCUGAUGAAAAUCUUACGGGAUACCCAAAAAAGAAAUGCGAGGCGCUUCUGGCUGAAAUGAAAUCUCGACACCCCCAUUCUAGAUUGUGGAAACUGGAAGAAGCUCGCAUGUUAUCUUAUAACAAAAACUUGCAAGGUGCGCUUGAAAUCUUGGAAGAUAACUCUAAGAGUAAGAUGAAACAAAUUGCUAUGAUCAAUACAUUCGAGAUGGCUCUUACUACCUUGUUUUUCCACGAGUAUCAAAAAUCGGCGGCGGCAUGGAUCAAUUGCAGCGAACAAAGUGCCUGGAGUCCAACGUUAUACCACUACAUGGCCGGUGCUUCAUAUGUCGAACUUUACCGCAAUACGCGACUCAGCGAUCCUACAGCCGCUAAGAUCCAUAAGAAACAAGCUACUGAAUUUCUCCUGAAAGCUCCACCUCUAGCAGGCAAACAAAAGGUCAUGGCUAAGCAACUCCCUUUCGAUAUCUACAUAGUAAGCAAGGUAGGUAAAUGGGAACAAAGAGCCAAAACAUGGAAUGUAGAUCUUGUGGAUGCAAUUGGACCCAGUCCUUUUGUUGAAAUGAUAUACUUCUGGAAUGGAGUUAAGAAAAGUGGAAAUGUGGAGUUGCAGAAAUGCUUAGAUCUUCUCGAGGAGAAUAGAAUGACGUGCCCGGAGAAAUGUAACGAGGAUGAGGAUGAUAAAGCUAUUCAUCUUUUGCUACGUGGAUGUGUGGUGAGGAACAUGGGGAGGUACGAGGAAGCGAGGAAGAUCUUGAAAGGGGAAAUUGUGGACUCUGAAAGACACGCGCGUGGCGCUCUCAGAGAUGACUGGACUCUUCCUUCCGCCUACUACGAAUUAGCGUGUUGUUCCUGGCACGAGAAAGAUUUGCCCCCAACGGGAGAUACAGCUUCGGAAGGGAAGAUUUCCGAUGGAAAGUUAAUAGAGUAUCGGAAGGAAAAGGUACUUGAUUGUGAAGAGAAAUUACUCAAAUUGCACAGUUGGCCACAAACUUAUGUUUUUGAGGCGAGGAUGAGCUUCAAGAUCAGUACUAGUUUGCUUACAGUCAGACGAGAGAAGGGAUUGGCUGGCCUAUAAAGGCAGAACAGAAGAUCGUCGGAUGAGGUGGGCGAUAGAGAUAGAUAGGCGAAAACACGUGGGACCAAAAUACGUGAGAUGUAGAAAGAAAAGACGCCCGUCGGUUUACGUUGGUAUUUAUAGAAAUAUGGAUCAGUUUUGGCAUUGGAGUUUUGGCUGGCGAGGUGGAUGGUUGCUGGGACUGGAUAACGGAGACACGAAUGAUAUCAUAGUGAUCUGAGAACGAAGAAUAGGUUCUGAAAGGACUUUAGGAAGAGAAUGAGGAUGAAUAAAUGAUUCGAGAUAGAUCUUCUAAAGAUUAGAUAAAUUGAGAUAGAAUGAAUUGAGAAAUGUUGAAAAGUAUACCA